UCCUCCCGAGCCUUUUGUGUUUGAAACUCUCAUAUCUCACAUAUCAAUAAUUCAAGCGCGCGAGAGAGAGAGCAGACGGAGCUCCCCCCGCGCGCUAUGAGUUCUGCUGCCUCGUCACUCGUCCAGGGCCCCUCCGCAUCGCGCGCGACUCCCGCUUAUUGUGUUUCCAAGUGACACCAAGCUGCACAGAAGUGAGAAAAGAAGAAAAGAACAGGUUAAACUGGCGGCUCGACCGGAGAUGCAGGAGCAAUAAACUGAUUUUCGAAAAAAGGAGAGACGCCUAAAAAUAAACCGUCUGGUUUCCCCUCCAAGAGACUCCGCGAGGGAGAAACUGUUUGCAGUGGGAAAAUUAAAUCCUAGAAAACGGACUGGCAUCUAGUUCUUAAACACAACUCCUUAAGGUUCAUCUGGGGAACACUGGGAAACUCUUCCGACUUUACUUUUUCCAAAAGGGAUUAGACCCGCGGCUUCAGGUGUGAAGACAACGGGAGAAGUUCAUCGUUCUGGUCCGGUAUGUUGGCGUUUUGCCUGCUGAGUGCCGUGUGGCUCACGGCGAGCCCGGCCCGCGCUCAGAACGAGACGGAACCAAUCAUCCUGGAGGGGAAGUGCCUAGUGGUGUGUGACUCCAACCCGGCCGCGGACCCCACAGGCACGGCGCUCGGGAUCUCGGUGCGCUCGGGCAGCGCCAAGGUGGCGUUCUCCGCAGUCCGGAACACCAACCAUGAACCCUCCGAGAUGAGUAAUCGGACCAUGGUCAUCUACUUCGACCGGGUUCUAGUAAACUUUGGGAAGAAUUUUGACGAAGAGAGAAGUAAUUUCAUCGCGCCGCGCAAAGGGAUUUACAGUUUUAACUUCCACGUAGUGAAAGUCUACAACCGCCAAACUAUACAGGUGAGCCUGAUGCACAACGGCUGGCCGGUGAUUUCAGCGUUUGCCGGCGACCAGGAUGUGACGCGCGAGGCGGCCAGUAAUGGUGUCCUGAUCCAGAUGGAGAAGGGAGACCGGGCCUACCUCAAACUGGAGAGAGGAAACCUAAUGGGAGGAUGGAAAUACUCCACCUUCUCCGGCUUCCUGGUGUUCCCCGUGUAGAGGAAGAGGGAGAGGAAGAGGAGGAGCAGGGGGUGGAAACGAACGAGGAGGAGCUGGUGAAAGAAUGAUGAUGAAGGGGGGAAAAGGCAGAUGGAGGAAGAAGAGGGGCGUGGGAAAGAGAAAAGGACGUGAAAAAAGAUGGUGUAAAGAAGAAAAGAGAAGAGGGAACGUGACAACAGACUCUGUUUGGGACGCUGCAGAGGGAGGAAGGAUGAGAGAUGUUAGAGAUGUAGGAGCGUUUAUACGAUGGUAAAACGAGAGAAGAAUUAUGAAGCCAGUACAUGAAGGUGUAUGGCCAGCUUCACUUCCCUUCCUCCUUUUCAUCCAUACUUUUCAUCCAUCCUUUCCUCCCUCUGUUUUCUCUGUGGCUUGACUGCAGCUUUGGACAGCCAAAACCUUUUUUAUUCUCUGCUGAAAGACGCAAUUGAUCAUUUGUAUGUUCCAGCGUGUUCUAAAGCCCGAGUGUAACCCCUCCCUUCCUCCACAUUCAUUCAAUCAUGCAUUCAUCAAUCUCUAUCAACAUAAGCUUUGAAGAAUGUUUCUUGAAGAACUGCUCCCCACGUCUCCAAUUUACUGUGGCCAUAUUUGUAGUCAUCGGUUUUCAUGCCCAACAUAGAUUGCACUGAUUUUGGAUCGGCCUCUACCCCAAAGCCAAACUAGAAUUUUUAUAGGGGGAAACAUUAAACUCUGAUCACAAAAUCAGGUGCUACAUUUACAUUCCCUGUAAAUAAUUGUUUUGCACUUAUCAUAAUAAUCAUUGGCUUUUGAUGUACUCAGAUACCAAGUGGUUCAUGUCCGGUGUCCACCCCACAACUCAUGUGCGGCACAUAAAUGUAGCGCUUCUUACACAUAAUCCAGCCAUCAAUUACGUUUCUGUACAGAAUGUAAUCAUGAAAUCAAAUGAGUUGUAUAUAAAUGUAAGGAGCAGGGAGGACACAGUGUUGCUAUCUGACUUCUAUCAGGAAACUAGAAGAUUCAAAAUGAAUAUGGUACCAGCUAGCACAAUCAAAGCAUUAGAAACUAGAAUGGCACUCGGAGAGCGCUGACCUCCGCCAACGCCAACGGUGCAUUCUUGUGCUCCUCGGAUUUGUCCCAUUUGCCAAGUUGGGAAGUCAUUCUUCCGACUUCAGUGUGUUCAUGAGCUUUAAGUCGUAAUGUGGACGCAACAUGGACGCUACAAAGAAGAUAUGUUGUAGUUUAUUGCUCAGAGCGUUCAAACAACACGUUGAUAUCUGUUUCCGAGUUGUUGUUCCGACUUCAGGGGGCGCUCACCUGAAUUUAGUAGUUUUUCUGAUUAUUCCGACAUCACGAUCCAACAUUUUAAGGUAAACUGUUCAAUUUAGAUGAACAAAAACUUCUGCCGUGUAUUUUAUGACCCUAAGAUCGGUACUGAUACAAUUCCCACAGAAAGCAUGGCUGUAUGCCUACUGUACCUUGCUCCUUCAGCGUUUUUAUCAUCUCUCUGGUAGACACACAAACAUUCAAAAACAACCUCCAUAUUGUCCUCCCAUCCUUCGUCCACACCUUCAUCCCCUGCCCUCGGCCUCCCUCCAUCACCGCUACUGUUUUUUCAGAUUUAUACCCCUCCCUCUCCAGGAUCCUCUUCUCUCUUCAACCAUGCUGUUUCCCCACAAGUGCAGAUUUCUCUCCCUUCCUUUUUUGUAUACCUCUGUUAUCCCCUCACUCCCCUCUCUCUCUUCUUUUCCUCAACUCCAUGUCUCUCACCUUCCUCCUGUCUGUACCUUAUCUGCUGCUGUACUCGUUUGCCUCCCAGCACGGAUCCUUCCUUGCUUUUCUUCAAUGUUGGACUUUGGACACUGAAACCAACUUACAACCACGGACUCUAUAAUAUAUACAGUUUAUAUAUAUAUAUAUACAUAUACAGUAUAUGUAUAUAUAUAUACAUAUAUAUAUAUAUAUUUACACAGUAUAUAUACAAAUGGUUAUAUAUAAAUAUAGUGAAAUUUAAGCCACCAUUUCUAUUCUACUGGUAUUAUGAUGAUAAUAAUGAUAAUACUAAUACUGAAAACUGAAUCUGGUUGAUGACUAUAAUAUCUGUAUUUCCGUACUUCAGUGUUAUAUAAAAGAAAAAAUAUUCUAAGAGAAACUUACUAGUGAUUGUGUGUGGAAAUCUGAGGCUGCCGUUCUGCUCUUCUGAUUAAAAACAUGCUUCUUGUUAUUGUUUUGGGUCAAACCAAGUUGUGGCUAAAAAGCAGAGACUACUACUUAUGUAAAAAACUUACAGCUAAAAAUGAUUUAUUUAUUUAUAUUAUUUUUUAUCAUUAUUAUUAAUAUUAUUAUUAUUAUCAAUCAAAUCAAUUUAUCUAAUGUUUUCUUUUCUUUUUUUGCUCUGAAAUCAAUAAAAUUUUAAUGGUACUUUUAUUUUUCUUAAACCUA
Cottoperca gobio is the source of this 3486-nucleotide messenger RNA. RefSeq names its product cerebellin 1 precursor (gene cbln1). Gene Ontology annotation, cellular component: glutamatergic synapse; synaptic cleft. The record is from RefSeq and is a predicted model, not a curated record. The transcript is spliced from 3 exons. The coding region runs from base 514 to 1089 and encodes 191 amino acids. Gene Ontology annotation, biological process: maintenance of synapse structure. NCBI's taxonomy places the organism in Eukaryota, Metazoa, Chordata, Actinopteri, Perciformes, Bovichtidae. Gene Ontology annotation, molecular function: protein binding.